Molecule: messenger RNA, 716 nt
Organism: Musa acuminata subsp. malaccensis (wild Malaysian banana)
Lineage: Eukaryota; Viridiplantae; Streptophyta; Magnoliopsida; Zingiberales; Musaceae
Product: small ribosomal subunit protein uS11y
Biological process (GO): ribosomal small subunit assembly; translation
Cellular component (GO): ribosome; cytosolic small ribosomal subunit
Molecular function (GO): structural constituent of ribosome
Source: RefSeq, a predicted model, not a curated record
AUGGAUGUGCAGUCUGGAAGAAGGAAGACUAGGGAGCCGAAGGAGGAAAAUGUGACGCUUGGGCCAGCUGUGAGGGAAGGAGAGCAAGUAUUCGGGGUUGCUCAUAUCUUUGCAUCAUUCAAUGACACUUUCAUUGUGGCACAUUUAUCGGGGAGGGAAACACUCGUUCGUAUUAUAGGUGUUAUGAAGGUCAAAGCUGACAGGGAUGAAUCAUCUCCAUAUGCAGCCAUGCUUGCAGCACAAGAUGUUGCACAGAGAUGCAAGGAACUUGGGAUCACUGCUUUACAUAUUAAGCUGCGAGCUACUGGUGGGAAUAAGACAAAGACACCUGGUCCUGGUGCUCAAUCUGCUCUUAGGGCCCUUGCUCGCUUUGGCAUGAAAAUUGGCCGCAUUGAGGAUGUAACUCCCAUCCCUACAGACAGCAGCACCAGCAGAAAGGGCGGAAGAAGAGGGAGACUGUAGUUCAUCAACCGUUGUUCUCUUCCCUUCCAUUUUUCUUGGUGAACUUAUUUUAGUUGCUACCAAAGGGUUUUUAGUUGUUCAACGAUGAACAACGCUUUGAAAUCUGUAAUUUAGCUGAAGCUAUGACCGAAAUGUGCAUAAUCCUAAUUUCAUGUCGAUUGAUCUCCACAAACAUGGAAUGAAUGUUGACAGUGACUGCUUGGUUGCAAGCCAUGAAUUCUAAAUCUGCACCGUAUCGUUCGGACUGGAUCAAA